AUCGGAAUCUCGGGUUCCAAUCCCUAAAACCCUCGGUUCCCACUUCGUGGCUCACGCCAUGGCGGAGCGUUUCGGUGUUCCCAGGCGGAGCUAAGAACCCGAAACCCUGCCGGUUCCUUCUUCCCCUUGAUAUACGAAGAAAGGGAUUCGAAAUCGAUUGAUGGCGUCCCCGAGAGAUUCAGGCGCAGCGCAGCUCCCACCGGCGGCUUCUUCUCCUCCUCCGCUCCACGCCAUGGACGCCGACGAGGAAGACGACAACGUGAAGCAACUUAAGGAGUGCGCCACCCUCUACUUGUCCCUUCAGGAGUGCCUCGCCGAGACCAACAGGAAUUGGAAGUCCUGCCAAUCCUAUGUUCAAGCAUUAAAAGCAUGCCAUACAAGAAGAAACCCUAGUGAGCAGAAGUGAAGACUAGCUAUAGUGAAUAACCCAGCUGCAGCCUCACAACAUCAUGAGCACUCGCAAAUAUGAACAUACAACUGACUUAUAAUAAGCUCUAUUCUUCUGACUCGCAGCAGAUUUCUCUGUGAAUUUUUGUUUCAAGGACUUCACCACAUGAAACACUACUGAGUUGUUUGCUUGUUUCAUGAGUUCUCAUUAGCAAAGGGAAAACCAUUUGCACACUUUGAUUGCAACGGAAAUGAGACUUGCAUAAUUUGCUUCACUUGGCUAUAUUGAAGUUGACAAUGAAAAGUGAAAUGACAAUAAAUCGGUUGUCACCACCCCACUUAUUUGUGAA
Messenger RNA from Musa acuminata subsp. malaccensis (wild Malaysian banana), 737 nucleotides. RefSeq lists its product as uncharacterized. The record is from RefSeq and is a predicted model, not a curated record. NCBI's taxonomy places the organism in Eukaryota, Viridiplantae, Streptophyta, Magnoliopsida, Zingiberales, Musaceae.